AUGGUUGGAUUUACAUACGUUUCUGAUACGGACGACGAGUCGGCCAUCGACCAAAUCAUCUCUCAAGCUCAAGAUGCCUGUGUUUUGGAGCAAGUUUCCACCAUCAAUUGCGCUUUCCUCACCGAUUCCGUCCUCCCCACUGACCUUGAAUCCCGGUUCCGCAAACUCAAAUCGUUUCCGGUCACUAAAUCAAAGCAGCUUCCGAAGACCUCUUCGGCAAGGGGGAAAGCAGGAUCUAGUUCUUUAUCUAAUGAGCAAACUCCUCAUUUUUCACCCUCCAAGCAAGAGGUGGUGUCGGUGAAAUCUAAACACGGCUCUGUUUCUUCUCCUUCUAAUUCUUCAUAUUCUUCGGAGGAAGGUUCAAUAUCUUCGCUGUUCAAACAAAAAUUGGGUUCGAAACAAAAAUCAAAAGGUGGGUCGCAGUCUUCUCCUGGGAGCAGGUGCAAGAGAUCUCAGCGAUUUGGUCACAAAUGGGGGAGGACUAGAGGAGGACCGAGGGCUCGAGUUGAGACUGGCAGAGCCAAACAUAGUCUUUUACUUAACAAAAGUGCUAAUCACUCUAAGUACUCAAAGGACAGUUACAGUUAUGCCCAAAGACUGGUCAUGGCCGGUUCGGCACCCUCUUCCACUUCUUCCACCCCAUCUCUAAUGACUUCUUUGCCUGCAAAGUCAUCGAGGAGCGCCUUCUCACCGAUUCCCUCCACCGCGACUGUCUCCAAAAUGAAACCAACCACAUGGCUCUCUUCCCCAUACCCUCAUAUUCCUCAGAUUUUUGACAUCUUCAACAACGGCGAUUUCCUCUAUUGUUCUCUAGCUCUGCGAGCUCCUAAAUCUCAUUGA
Messenger RNA from Neltuma alba, 840 nucleotides. RefSeq names its product putative protein TPRXL. The coding region runs from base 1 to 840 and encodes 279 amino acids. Lineage: Eukaryota; Viridiplantae; Streptophyta; Magnoliopsida; Fabales; Fabaceae. The record is from RefSeq and is a predicted model, not a curated record. The transcript is spliced from 3 exons.